This is a messenger RNA of Danio rerio (zebrafish), 2388 nucleotides long. RefSeq names its product plasmalemma vesicle associated protein a (gene plvapa). Lineage: Eukaryota; Metazoa; Chordata; Actinopteri; Cypriniformes; Danionidae. The record is from RefSeq and is marked provisional.
GUUUGUAUUGGUUGAGUAGUGAUGUACAACAAUAGUUAUUCUCAGGCCAACUUUGGCUUGGCUGCCAAGAAGAUGCACAAGUCGAAAGGCAAGAGCUGUGGUUACUACAUGAAGAUUGUCUUCUUUUUCUCCUCGCUUAUCCAGUCAUUGAUCAUCGCAAGUCUGGUGCUCUUUUUGGUGUAUGGACAACCUGAGCAUACGGUCGAGGAGAAGAGACUGCAAGAGUUGGACCAAAGUGUCAGCAAGCUCACUAUGGAAAAUUUCAUUCUCAGAGGGAAGGAAAAGAACCUCACCAAAGUUCUGAAUGUCACUCUCACUGCAAAGCUAAGCAAUGACAAGCUUGUGGCUGAAUUACGCAAACUAGCAAACACCUCAUCUAUGACAAUAAAGCACCUGCAAACAACAAUGUGUCGAUGUGACUUGCAAAGAAUGGCAGCACCUCGCGCAUGCCCUCCUGCAUUUUGUCCAGAUUCAAAUGAAAACAACAAACGCUUGCAAAGCAUGCUACAGCAGUCAAAUGAAAUAUUAGAAUUGAUCAAAGACAACUUUACUCAAACUGUGGCCAUUUUGAGAUCCGAGUUAGACACCUCCAAUAAAGACAAGGAUGAGUUUCACUUGGACGCAAUCAGACUGAGACGAGACAAGGCUUACCUUGAAGAAGAGCUCCACUUGUAUGAAAAGAAGUGCAAAGAGGACUUUGUUGAAUCCUUACGAGGAAUCCCCAACGUCACCAAAGAAUUUCUCAGAAGGAUCGACGACCUCUUCUCAAAACACAUUUCGUUCAUGCUGACAUGUGAUAAACAGAGUAAUCAGCUUGAAAAUAUUCGCGAAAACUGCAGUAGUCUUUCAAGAGAGGUCGAGAACAAGCUCCAAACAUAUCUGAACAUAGUGGGUGACCAGUUCACAAAGAUUAAUGGAGAAAACGCCAAAUAUGUGACCCAGAACAAACGUUUGACGGAAGAUGCUGAAUGGUGUAACCAGAAUCGCAGCGCCAUGACUCGUGAACAUCGCAAUAGUCUUGAGCAGCUUCAGCGCAAGAACGACCAAGACAGUGAAAAACUUCUGCUGGAGAACCGAAAACUAAAAGGGGACAACGGGAUGAAAGACAAACUUCUGUCUGUCAAUGAAAACAAAAUUCAAAUGCUCACAAACACCAUUGACAACCUCAAUACCUCGCUUGCCAGCUGUAAGCGAACUAGCCCAUUCAUGCCAAACCCCUUUGGAUCUCCUAACAUCCCAAAUACUGGUCUGGGCUCAACAGGAAUGAGCAAACCCAACAUGCCAUGGUCAGGGGCCGGCUCGAGCGGGCCAGCAUAUCCUGGUAUUACUGGGACAGGAUCAAGCUCAAGAUGGGGCAGCACAGGAUCAGGUGUGACAGGACCACUUAAUACACCUCUAGGUGGAACAGGGACCCUCCCAAGCACAGGAUUAGGUGGGCCAGGAUCAAGUAGAACAGGUCCAACCCAGACAGGGACUAGUAGUUUUGGUGGAGCAGGACUAGGGCUGACAGGAUUGGGUAGUGCUGGAAGUUUUCCUUCAACUGGCAAUACUGGAACAGGUUCAACAGCAUUUGGCAGUGCAGGAUCAAGUGGAGUAGGAGUGGGAAAACCAGCAACAGGAGGUUUUGGCUCAGUGGGAUCUAAUCCAACGGGAUUUGGCGCAACUUCUGGAGGAGCUAGAACAGCAGUGGACAGUCAUCCAAUAAGUCAAGCACAGAUAAAUCUGCAUUUGAAGGAGCUGCAUCGAUAUUCACUCCCAAACUGAGGGAGUGAACAAAGACCUGGCGAAAUCCCAGGAGCGUCUGUAUAAAGACUGAUUUAUUAACGGGUUGAAAAUAGAACUCCUAUAUGCACUUACCACUGCAAGUCUGUAUUGUGAAUAAUAAUUAUUAACAUGAAUAGUAAUGUUAUUUUGUAGGAAGAAAUUGUUUGUGCCUUAAUUUCAUUUAUGCUUGUAUAUAUUGUGUAAUAUAUAUCUUGUAUAUAAAUACAUAUACAGUUGAAGUCAGAAUUAUUAGCCCCCCUGAAUUAUUAGCCCCCUGUUUAUUUUUUCCACAAUUUCUGUUAAACGGAGAGCAGUUUUUUUUCAACACAUUUCUAAACAUAAUAGUUUUAAUAACUCAUUUCUAAUAACUCAUUUAUUUUAUCUUUGCUUCGAUGACAGUAAAUAAUAUUUUACUAGAUAUUUUUCAAGAUAUUUCUAAACAGCUUAAAGUGACAUUUAAAGGCUUAACUAGGUUAAUUAGGUUAACUAGGUAGGUUAGGGUAAUGUAGCAAGUUAUAGCUAUAGUAGCAAGGAAUAAUUCUGACUUCAACUGUAUAUAUUAAAUUUAUCACUGUAAUUUACUCAGUAUUUUUUGUAAACUAUUUAUCUUUGUGCUUUGUAAAA